UAUUUGUGUUCCACCUUACCUCUUAUCGGAAACAGCUGAUGUAAGGAUACACAUCUCUAAGAACUGCGUUGAAUUUUUAUGAAGAAUAAUCUUAAGAUGUUAAAAAUCGUUUGUAAUACUACUUUUGUGAGACACUUUUCAAUUAAACAAGCAGCAAAACCUCCCAUAAAGUAUACCGACACCAUCAAUUUGCCAAAAACAAAAUUUCCGAAUCGAUUAAAUGCUACUAAGCGGUCAGAAUUGGAAAGGAAACUGGUUGAGGAUGUAUUUUCAGAAGCAUAUAGUUACCAACAAAAUCAUAAUCAUGAACCAACAUUUGUUCUGCACGAUGGGCCCCCAUAUGCUAAUGGAGAUCUGCAUAUGGGUCAUGCAGUCAACAAGGUUCUGAAAGAUAUAACAUUACGUCAGCACGUAGUACGUGGUCAAAAAGUGCAUUACAUUCCUGGAUGGGAUUGCCAUGGUCUGCCAAUUGAAUUAAAGGCAACAACAGCUAUUAAAGAUAAUAACAUUGCUAGCGCUAAAGAUAAAGAUGCAAUCAGCAUACGAAAUAGAUCUCGAGAUUUUGCACUAAAUGCAAUGCAACGACAAUUGAACGAAUUUCGUUCAUGGGGUAUUUUAAGCGACUGGUCUAAUGAAGAAAAUAUUUAUUUGACAAUGCGCCCAAGGUUUAUAAUAAAUCAACUCAAUAUGUUCAUAGAUUUUUAUGAACGUGGACUGGUAUAUCGAGAUCUGAAGCCUGUCUACUGGUCUCCAUCAUCGAGAACAGCUUUAGCCGAAGCAGAACUAGAGUAUGAUGUGAAUUUCGUUAGUCCUUCAGUGUACUUGCGCUUUUCAUUAACAAAUGUGCCCAAUGGUAUAUCACUUACACCAAAUACCAAUCUUUACACUUUGGUUUGGACUACGACACCGUGGACUUUACCAAGUAAUCAAGCAAUAUGCUACAACUCAACACUAGAGUACAGCGUGAUUAAAUUAUCGAAUUACGGCAAUGAUUUGUAUUUAAUAGCCACAAGCUUAUUGCAAAGUUUUGUGGAAGCUACUGGUAUUACCUACGAGCUUGUAGAAACUUUACAUGGCACAGAGCUAUCGAACUGCACAUAUCGACAUCCGAUUUACACAGACCAAAAGAAUUUGCCAUUCUUUGCUGCUCCACAUGUGCUGGAUUCAAAAGGUACAGGGUUUGUUCAUACCGCACCAGCGCAUGGACCGGAGGAUUUUUUGGUUGCUUUAGAGAACAAGUUGCCAGUGAUAUGUCUUGUCAAUGAAGAUGGUGUAUACUCAUCGCAGGCUCCCGACUUCCUUAAUGGGAAAGCUGCGCUUGGCGAAGGCGAUCAAUUAGUUUUGGAUAAUAUUUCAACAGACGUGUUACAUGCUAGUAAGAUAACACAUUCAUGCCCCAUUGACUGGCGUACAAAGGAACCCGUGAUAAUACGUGCCAGUGAACAAUGGUUUAUGAAUACCGAACAACUAAAGGAACGAGCUAUUGAAGAGAUCAGUAAAAUAAGUGUUUAUCCACUUGUUCAAGCAGAUGCGAGUAGAAAGGCGCUCAUGACACAAGUGCGUAAACGUCCAUAUUGGUGCAUUUCACGUCAACGUGUCUGGGGCGUGCCCAUACCAGUCUUUUAUGAACGAGAAACGAAGAAUGUUGUUCUCAAUAGAUCUAUAAUCAACCAUAUCUGUGAUCUCAUUAAGAAGGAAGGUAACGUUGAUUUUUGGUGGUCGAAAAGUGUAGCGGAAUUGUUACCAUCGAAUAUUUUGGAAUCGCUUAAUGUAUCUGCUGAUGAUUUGGAAAAAAGUGGAGACAUAUUUGAUAUUUGGUUCGACUCGGGCAGUACAUGGUCCAGUGUGUUGAAGGAUGAAAAGGUGGCUGAUGUUUACCUUGAAGGUUACGAUCAGUUCAGUGGCUGGUUUCAAUCGUCAUUGCUGACAAGUGUUGCAGCAAGAAAUAAAGCGCCUUACAAGUCAAUAUUUGUACAUGGCUUCACAGUAGACGAUAAGGGUCACAAAAUGUCUAAAUCUCUUGGAAAUGUAAUUUCACCAAAGGACAUAAUUAGCAAGUUCGGAGUGGAUGCAUUAAGGUGGUGGGUUGCAUCACAUUGUGCACAGAAUAUGUCCAUAACUGUCAGUGAGAAGUUGAUGCAACAAGCCGCCGAAAGUGUCAGCAAAAUUCGCGCUACUUUACGCUAUUUAAAUGGAGUUAUUGGUGAUAAAACAGAAGUUCUGAAUGAAAAAGGUACUUUUCUAAACAGAUAUAUGUUAAGCGUUUUGGUGGAACACGAAAACGAGAUAAGGAAAUUAUAUGACACUUACGAAUACAAUCGUGUCGUAACAAACACGCAAAAUUUUGUGGCAAAUCAAGUUUCGACAAUAUAUCUUCACACAAUUAAGGAUCGACUAUAUUGUGGGGAUAACAUCGAUUUGCGAAGUAUACGCUAUACAUUGCUAAAUUGUUAUAAAGUACUCUGCUCUACGAUGUGGCCUAUUACACCCUUCCUGGUGGAAGAAAGUUGGCAAUAUUAUGAUUCUAAGAGGGCGUUCCAUCAAGAAAACUUUACAGCUGACCCUACUUGGAAAGAUGCCGAUGCCGAGAAAGCUGUUAGUACUGCAUUGGAACUAAAGCGAAUUGUUAAUCAAAAAGCGGGCAGCACGAACUCGUUCAAUCUAGCAGUCGACAUUUCAUACAACCAAAACAAUGAGGAAAUGCAGAUACUAAGUCGUUUACAAGAAGGAGAGGCAGGAGCACCUUCAAAUAAUUCAGAGCUUUGUGAAAUACUACAAGUUCAAUGUGUAUCGCUUCACCCAUCCAAUGACGUAGAUUCCAGCAAUAUUAAUGUUAAAAAAUUGGAACUGACCCUGUGCGCACGUUGUCGACGAUACGCAGUUGAGACUGACGGCUGUGUUUGUAACCGUUGCGCUUUAGUUCUAGCUAGCAGAUAAUAAUUGUUAACUUUUUCGAUAAGUUUGUUAUAUUUAAAAGCUUUGUAAACACUUCAGUAUCGAGUCGCGAAGUUUGAGUCGUAACGACUGUUUGCCGCCACAUAUUAUAUGAGUCUCGUUGUCAUCAAAUUUUA
Messenger RNA from Zeugodacus cucurbitae (melon fly), 3071 nucleotides. RefSeq names its product isoleucine--tRNA ligase, mitochondrial (gene IleRS-m). NCBI's taxonomy places the organism in Eukaryota, Metazoa, Arthropoda, Insecta, Diptera, Tephritidae. The record is from RefSeq and is a predicted model, not a curated record. Gene Ontology annotation, cellular component: cytosol. The coding region runs from base 79 to 2937 and encodes 952 amino acids. Gene Ontology annotation, biological process: isoleucyl-tRNA aminoacylation. The transcript is spliced from 12 exons. Gene Ontology annotation, molecular function: isoleucine-tRNA ligase activity; tRNA binding; aminoacyl-tRNA deacylase activity.